AUGCCGCUCCCUCCGCCUUUGCGGAAACGGCGGGCCCCGGCCGUCCUCGGCUUCCUCGCCCUCCUCGCCUGCCUCGGCGCGUCCGCUGCCGGCUUCGCCUCGCUGGCGCCGGCGUGGUGGCGCCGGGGCCGCGCCAAGCGCCCGGGCAGCGUGGCGGAGGCGGAGCUCUUAGCGCAGCUGGCGCUGCGGCUGCAGCCCAAAGCUGAGCUCAAGGAGCUGUUCCGGCGCUUCCCGUCGCCGGAGCCGGACCUGGCGAUGCACGGGGUUCUGAAAGACCCAGAAGCCGCGCUCUUCGUGGAGUACGACGGGUAUUGGAGGCAUGCGGAAGAGGAGGGGGUCGCCUUGGACACUGCAAAAAACGCGGCGCUGCUGGCAUACGCGCCUGAGGGAUCCUACGUGGUUCGUAUCAACCAUGCUGCGCUCGAGGAGGUGCAGCCGCAGGAAAACGUGCUGUGGCUCACAGUGGGCACUUGGCGCAGCGGCGACCAAGCGUCGCUCCUGGCGACGCUGGAGGACCUCAUACGAUAUGAUAUUGGAGAACAUUGGAACAAAGUGGUCUUGGUGAGUCUGAGCAUUGAAGAACAGCUGGAUCCGAUGCUGCUGUGGUUGGAGGAGCAAGGCUUGAGCAAGGACCAGCUUGCAAAGGUCAUUUUUCGCUUUCCGCAAAUCCUGGGUUGCAGCAUCGAGCAGAACUUGAAGCCUACAGCUGAUUGGAUCCUUGGCUUGGGCUUGAGCCAGGACCAGCUUGCAAAGGUCGUGGCAGUUUUCCCUACCAUUUUGGGUUAUAGCAUUGAGCAGAAUUUAAAGCCUACAACUGAUUGGAUUCUUGGCUUGGGCUUGAGCAAGGCCCAGCUUUCAAAGGUCGUGGCUGGCUCUCCGCAAGUCUUGGGUUGCAGCAUCGAGCAGAACUUGCAGCCUACAGCUGAUUGGAUUGUUGGCUUGGGCUUGAACCAGGCCCAGCUUGCAAAGGUCGUGGCUGGCUAUCCACAAAUCCUGGGUUACAGCAUCGAGCAGAACUUGAAGCCUACAGCUGAUUGGAUCCUUGGCUUGGGCUUGAGUCAGGCCCAGCUGGCAAAGGUUGUGGCCAGCAACCCGCAAAUCCUGGGUUGCAGCAUCGAGCAGAACUUGAAGCCUACAGCUGAUUGGAUUCUUGGCUUGGGCUUGAACCAGGCCCAGCUUGCAAAGGUCGUGGCUGGCUAUCCACAAAUCCUGGGUUACAGCAUCGAGCAGAACCUGAAGCCUACAGCUGGUUGGAUCCUUGGCUUGGGCUUGAGUCAGGCCCAGCUUGCAAAGGUUGUGGCCAGCAACCCGCAAAUCCUGGGUUACAGCAUUGAGCAGAACUUGAAGCCUACAGCUGAUUGGAUCCUUGGCUUGGGCUUGAGUCAGGCCCAGCUGGCAAAGGUUGUGGCCAGCAAGCCGCAAAUCCUGGGUUGCAGCAUCGAGCAGAACUUGAAGCCUACAGCUGAUUGGAUUCUUGGCUUGGGCUUGAACCAGGCCCAGCUUGCAAAGGUCGUGGCUGGCUAUCCACAAAUCCUGGGUUACAGCAUCGAGCAGAACUUGAAGCCUACAGCUGAUUGGAUCCUUGGCUUGGGCUUGAGCAAGGCCCAGCUUGCAAAGGUCGUGGCUGGCUCUCCGCAAGUCUUGGGUUGCAGCAUUGAGCAGAACUUGCAGCCUACGACUGAUUGGAUCCUUGGCUUGGGCUUGAGCCAGGCCCAGCUUGCAAAGAUCGUGGCCAGCAAACCGCAAAUUCUGGGUUACAGCAUCGAGCAGAACUUGAAGCCUACGGCAGACUGGAUUCUUGGCUUGGGCUUGAGCCAGGUUUGCGGGCCAGCCCGAGCCAUGCCGCUCCCUCCGCCUUUGCGGAAACGGCGGGCCCCGGCCGUCCUCGCCCUCCUCGCCUGCCUCGGCGCGUCCGUCGCCUCGGCGGCGCCGGCGUGGUGGCGCCGGGGCCGCGCCAAGCGCCCGGGCAGCGUGGCGGAGGCGGAGCUCUUGGCGCAGCUGGCGGUGCGGCUGCAGCCCAAAGCCGAGCUCAAGGAGCUGUUCCGGCGCUUCCCGUCGCCGGAGAAUUGGGGCGGGAACUACCUGGAGCCGGAUCUGGCGAUGUACGGGGUGCUGAAAGACCCGGAGGCCGCGCUCUUCGUGGAGUACGACGGGUAUUGGAGGCAUGCGGAAGAGGAGGGGGUUGCCUUGGACUCCGCGAAAAACGCCGCGCUGCUGGCAUACGCGCCUGAGGGAUCCUAUGUGGUGCGUAUCAACCAUGCUGCGCUUGAGGACGUGCAGCCGCAGGAAAGAGUGCUGUGGCUCACAGUGGGCACUUGGCGCAGCGGCGACCAAGCGUCGCUCCUGGCGACGCUGGAAGAGCUCAUGCGACAGAUCUAUGUUGGUAUGCGAGGCGUCCUUCGUGGGAGUGUUUGGAGACGGCAAGCGGCGGAACGAGGUGCGGAACUGUCGGUCAGCGCACGGGAUUUUGCAAGUUCAGGAGUCACGCAGGGCAACACCACGGAAGAGAUAGAAUGCUUUCUGGCAGUCCGGGGCUUUGGCAUUGGAGAAGAUUGUUGGAGCAAAGUCGUGUUGGCGGGUCUCAGCAUUGAAGAGCAGCUGGAUCCGAUGCUGUUGUGGUUGGAGGAGCGAGGCAUGAGCAAGGUCCAAAUUAAGAAAGUCUUGGCUGGACAACCGCGCAUUUUUAGAUUAACCCCCGGGGACAGGUUGACACCUAACGCAGACUGGCUGCUUGGCUCGGGUUUGAGCCAGGCCCAGCUUGCAAAGGUCGUGGCUGGCUUUCCGCAAGUUUUGGGUUACAGCAUCGAGCAGAACUUGAAGCCCACGGCAGACUGGCUGCUUGGUUUGGGCUUGAGCCAGUCCCAGCUUGCAAAGGUUGUGGCCAGCAAGCCGCAAAUUCUGGGUUACAGCAUUGAGCAGAACUUGAAGCCUACGACUGAUUGGAUUCUUGGCUUGGGCUUGAGCCAGGCCCAGCUUGCAAAGGUCGUGGCUGCUUUCCCUUCCAUUUUGGGAUUGAGCAUCGAGCAGAACUUGAAGCCUACAACUGGUUGGAUUCUUGGCUUGGGCUUGAGCCAGGCCCAGCUUGCAAAGGUCGUGUCUGCUUUCCCUUCCAUUUUGGGUUGCAGCAUUGAGCAGAACUUGCAGCUUACAGCUGAUUGGAUCCUUGGCUUGGGCUUGAGUCAGGCCCAGCUGGCAAAGGUUGUGGCCAGCAACCCGCAAAUCCUGGGUUACAGCAUCGAGCAGAACUUGAAGCCUACAGCUGAUUGGAUCCUUGGCUUGGGCUUGAGCAAGGCCCAGCUUGCAAAGGUCGUGGCUGGCUCUCCGCAAGUCUUGGGUUGCAGCAUUGAGCAGAACUUGCAGCCUACAGCUGAUUGGAUUCUUGGCUUGGGCUUGAGCCAGGCCCAGCUUGCAAAGGUCGUGGCUGCUUUCCCUUCCAUUUUGGGAUUGAGCAUCGAGCAGAACUUGAAGCCUACAACUGGUUGGAUUCUUGGCUUGGGCUUGAGCCAGGCCCAGCUUGCAAAGGUCGUGUCUGCUUUCCCUUCCAUUUUGGGUUGCAGCAUUGAGCAGAACUUGCAGCCUACGACUGAUUGGAUUCUUGGCUUGGGCUUGAGCCAGGCCCAGCUUGCAAAGGUCGUGGCCAGCAAGCCGCAAAUUCUGGGUUGCAGCAUCGAGCAGAACUUGAAGCCUACAACUGAUUGGAUUCUUGGCUUGGGCUUGAGCCAGUCCCAACUGGCAAAGGUCGUGGCUGGCCAUCCGCAAGUUUUGGGUUACAGCAUCGAGCAGAAUUUGAAGCCUACAACUGGUUGGAUUCUUGGCUUGGGCUUGAGCCAGGCCCAGCUUGCAAAGGUCGUGUCUGCUUUCCCUUCCAUUUUGGGUUGCAGCAUUGAGCAGAACUUGCAGCCUACGACUGAUUGGAUUCUUGGCUUGGGCUUGAGCCAGGCCCAGCUUGCAAAGGUCGUGGCCAGCAAGCCGCAAAUUCUGGGUUACAGCAUCGAGCAGAACUUGAAGCCUACAACUGAUUGGAUUCUUGGCUUGGGCUUGAGCCAGUCCCAACUGGCAAAGGUCGUGGCUGGCCAUCCGCAAGUUUUGGGUUACAGCAUCGAGCAGAACUUGAAGCCUACAACUGAUUGGAUUCUUGGCUUGGGCUUGAGCCAGGCCCAGCUUGCAAAGGUUGUGUCUGCUUUCCCUUCCAUUUUGGGUUGCAGCAUUGAGCAGAACUUGCAGCCUACGACUGAUUGGAUUCUUGGCUUGGGCUUGAGCCAGGCCCAGCUUGCAAGGGUUGUGGCUGGCUUCCCUGCCAUUUUGGGUUACAGCAUUGAGCAGAACUUGAAGCCCACAGCAGGUUGGCUGCUUGGCUUGGGUUUGAGCCAGGCCAAGCUUGCAAGGGUUGUGGCUGGCUUCCCGCAGGUUUUGGGCUUAAGCAUUGAGCAGAACUUGAAACCCAAACUUAAGUUGCUUGGCUUGAAUUUUUCAGAAUUGGCCGUCUUAGUGCUGAUUGCCAACUGUCCGCGCGUAUUCUCUUACAGCUAUGAACGCCUGGCAAGGCGGCUGGCAGUUCUGUCAGCAGUCAACAUGACGGCAAAGCUGCCAUCAGCCUUAUCGCGGACCGAAUCCGAAUUCCUUCGACAAUAUGGCGGGGAUGCCAAACAGUUGCUGCUCGCAGGCUUUGUGGAGCACUUCAUGGGGGCUGGGGAUUUGAAACUCAGGUGUUGGGGACGCUUGGUAAAAUCAAGCGACGCAUUCAAAAGAGAUCCCGCAAGUGGGGGCCUUUGCCCUCCCAUGUAUUGUUUUUGUUUUUUUUGCAUGGUUGCUGUUUUUUUGUCGCGUGUGGUGGGGCAGUCUUUCCUUCCGCAAAUUCGACGCCAUGUGUUGGCAUAG
Molecule: messenger RNA, 4878 nt
Organism: Effrenium voratum
Lineage: Eukaryota; Dinophyceae; Suessiales; Symbiodiniaceae
Source: the annotation of a GenBank genome assembly